CCGAUCAACACUAGCCGCUACCAGACGUUGCAACGAGCUGGUGCCAAGCGGACAUCCUCUCCCCAUUCAAACUCAAACUCUUCCGUGUCAGUGUGUGCGGCGGGUGUGUUUGUGUGUGCUGCGUAACGGAUCAAUAGAAGUGCGUUUGUGUUCUCGAGACCGGAAGGACUCAAUCAGUCGUCGGCGGGUGCGAAGAUUGCGCUCAGUGAGAGUAAAAGUGACAAGUGUGUUCGUGUGUAUCGAGGUUACAGGAACAGAAUCAGUUCGUUAACAUACCUCGCACUGUGUGCUUGUCGAUCGUUGCAAUUUAGCCGAAUUAGCGCCAAUAAAGUGCGGUGCGUGCGUGGAGUGUUAAACUUGGGGUAAAUUUGAUAAGCAAAAAAAAAAACAAAUCCCGCCAAAAUGAUGGGGAAGUCGAUUGUUUGCGCGGUGGCGCUGCUGGUGACGAUGGCUGCGGCUCAAGUCCCAGAGUACAUCAAGCAGUGUAAGCGGUCCGAUCCGGAACUGGAGACGUGUCUGAAGAACUCGCUGCAUCAUCUGAAGCCGUACCUGGCGAAGGGCAUUCCGGAAAUUAAGCUGCCGUCCGUUGAACCUUUCAUCAUGGACACGCUCUCGCUGCAGCUGACCGGAGGACCCCAAGGAUACAGGAUCAACCUGAAGAACAUGGAGGUGUUUGGAGCUAGCAACUUCACCGUCAAGGCACUCAAGUUGAGCGAAGGCAGCAAGCCUUUCGAGGCCAGAUUGACCAUCCCCAAGCUGCUGAUCCACGCCAAGUACACUUCCAGCGGUGUUCUGAUCAUCAUCCCUGCCAGCGGAGCUGGUGACUUCGAUGCCGUCUUCGACGGAGUGACUGCCGACGUCAAAGGUCGCGUCUCGUUCAACGAGAAGCCAACCGGAACGCACAUGCGCGUGGAAACGCUUGACCUGAACCUGGCCAUCAAGAAGCCCCGACUGAGCGUGUCCAAGAUCUUCAACAACAACCGCAUCCUGACUGAAGCCACCAACCUCUUCCUGAAGGAGAACGGCAACGAGGUGCUGCGCGCGCUCCAGCCCCAGCUGCAGAAGAAGCUCUCGGCGGAAUUCUCCGGCAUUGCCAACCAGCUGCUGGAGAACGUCCCCCUGCAGUACUUCAUCGAGGACAUUCGUUUCACUCAGAUGAUACUCAACCAUAGUGUGCUCGUUCUUGUUGGCGAAAGGAAUCAAGCUUACCUUGUUGGAACCACUUUUUGCCCGUCUACGACCAACAACGACAUCAUCAUCAUCAAGACGAUAGGCUCAACAGCUUACUACAUGCACCGGUGCCAGCGGGACGACCCUGAAGUGAACGAGUGCCUGCGGUAUGCCGGAAACAAACUGACCCAGCACCUGCGGGAAGGUGGCAUCCCGGAGAUUGGGAUUACCGAUGUGGAACCGGUGGUCGUCGAUGAGAUCAGCAUCGCCCUGGGCAGUGGGCCGGACGGCUACAGGGCCUCUUUCAAAAACAUCGAAGCCUUUGGCGUUAGCAAUCUGACCUUUGUGAACAUACGGUCUGACAUCGACACGCUCCAGUUCCAGAUGACGCUGGAGAUUCCGCGCAUCAAGGCAAAGGCCCAGUACAAGUCCUCGGGGGUGCUGCUGCUGCUGCAGGCUUCCGGUUCCGGCGAGUACUGGGGAGAGUAUGAGGGUGUCAAAGCCAAGGUCUACAUGAAGACCUCACCGUACCAGGGAGACGAUGGCUUCACCUACCUGAACGUGGACCAAGCAAAGAUGGACUUUAGCGUGAAGGACAUCAAAAUGGGCGUCGAGAACAUCUCAAACUCGAACGCAAUUCUUCACGCCGCCAUGAACCUGUUCAUCAACACGAACGCCCAGGAGCUGCUCAAAGAGAUGAAGCCCCAGCUGCGAACGAAGCUGACCGAGCAUUUGCACAACUUUAUGCAGGUGCUCUUUGACAGGAUUCCGCUGGAGUACUGGCUCGAGUGA
This is a messenger RNA of Culex quinquefasciatus (southern house mosquito), 1962 nucleotides long. RefSeq lists its product as uncharacterized. The record is from RefSeq and is a predicted model, not a curated record. The coding region runs from base 403 to 1962 and encodes 519 amino acids. The transcript is spliced from 11 exons. NCBI's taxonomy places the organism in Eukaryota, Metazoa, Arthropoda, Insecta, Diptera, Culicidae.